This is a messenger RNA of Diaporthe citri, 2592 nucleotides long. RefSeq lists its product as uncharacterized. Lineage: Eukaryota; Fungi; Ascomycota; Sordariomycetes; Diaporthales; Diaporthaceae. Gene Ontology annotation, biological process: glucan catabolic process. The record is from RefSeq and is a predicted model, not a curated record. Bases 1 to 2592 code for a protein of 863 amino acids. Gene Ontology annotation, molecular function: beta-glucosidase activity. The transcript is spliced from 3 exons.
AUGGAUGUCGAGGCCCUGCUAGAGAAGCUCACGGUGGAAGAGAAGGUGACCCUCACAGCCGGCGCCGGAUGGUGGCAAACGGCGACCAUCGAGCGCCUCGGCAUCAAGCCCAUCCGACUCUCAGACGGCCCCAACGGUGUCCGCGGCACGCACUUCUUCGACAGCACACCCUCGGCCUGCCUCCCCUGCGGCACCGCCAUCGGCGCGACCUUUGACGCCGACCUCGUCACGCGCCUGGGCCGGCUGCUCUCGGACGAGGCCCGCGCCAAGGGCGCCCACGUCCUCCUGGGGCCUACGAUCAACAUCCAGCGCGGGCCCCUGGGCGGGCGCGGCUUCGAGUCCUACUCCGAGGACCCGCUGCUGUCGGGCGUCCUGGCGGGACACUACGUGCGCGGCCUGCAGGAGUCGGGCGUGUCGGCGACGCUGAAGCACUUUGUGUGCAACGACCUCGAGAGCGAGCGCAUGGCCGUCAACGCGCUGGUCACGGACCGCGCCCUGCGCGAGAUCUACCUGCUGCCCUUCAUGAUUGCUAUUGAAUUAGGAAAGCCGCGGGCCGUCAUGACGGCGUACAACCAGGUCAACGGCUGCCACGCGGCCGAGAACAAGAUGCUACUGCAGGACGUCCUGCGUGGUGAGUGGGGGUGGGACGGGCUGGUCAUGAGCGACUGGUUCGGCACGUAUAGCACGUCCGAGGCCAUCAACGCCGGCCUCGACCUCGAGAUGCCCGGGCCGACGCGGUGGCGUGGCGGGGCCCUCGCACAUGCCGUCAUGUCCAACAAGGUCAAGAUGGCCGAGCUGGACUCGGCGGUGCGGAAUGUGCUGAGGCUGGUCAAGCACGGCCUGGAGAACACGUCGAUCCCGCCGAAUGCACCCGAGACCGAGGCCAACACACCCGAGCACGUCGCCCUGCUGCGCGAGACGGCUGCCAAGUCCCUGGUGCUCCUGAAGAAUGACAGGAACAUUCUUCCCUUCGACAAGACCAAGAAGGUCGCCGUCAUCGGACCCAACGCGAACAUCGCAACGUACUGCGGCGGAGGCAGCGCGGGCCUCCGGGCCUACAGGACCGUCACGCCCCUGGAGGGCAUCGAGUCCGCCGCCGCGGGCGACGUCGUCUUCUCGCAGGGCGCGUACGGCCACCAGUCCCUGCCCCUCCUGGGCAGAUCCCUCAGGACGCCAGACGGCACGCAGAGGGGGUUCGUGCUCCGGAUCUACAACGACCCCCCGCCGAGGGGGACCACGGGGCGCGAGGCCGACGCCCGCGCGCCGCUCGAGGAGCGCGUCCUCGACGACGCCAACAUCUGGUUCGUCGACUACGAGAACCCGGAGCUGGCGCCGGUGUGGUGGGCCGAGACCGAGGGCGUGCUGGUCCCCGGGGUGUCGGGGGAGUGGGACUUUGGCCUCUCGGUGCACGGCACGGGCGAGCUGUUCAUCGACGGCGAGCUCGUCGUGUCGAACGUGGAGGGCCAGCGCCUGGGGAGCAGCUUCCUGGGCUGCGGGACCGUGGAGGAGACGGGGAGCACGAGGCUCGAGGCCGGGCGGAGCUACCGCGUGCUGGUGCGGUUCGGGUGCUCUGCUACGAGCAGGGUGAAGGCGUCGGGCACCGUCGACUUUGGCCAGGGCGGUGUGCGCUUCAGCGGGUGCCCCAAGAUCGACCCGAAGGCUGCGAUCCAGGAGGCUGUGGAUGUUGCCAGGAGCGUCGACCAGGUCGUCGUUUGCACGGGUCUGAGCGGCGAGUGGGAGUCUGAGGGAUUCGACAGGACGACCAUGGCGCUGCCCCCGGGCACUGACGAGCUUGUCGCGGCUGUUCUGGCGGCGAACCCGAACACCGCGGUUGUUGUUCAGAGCGGAACUCCGGUUGCUAUGCCGUGGAUCGACCAGGCUGGUGCCGUCCUCCAUGCGUGGUUUGGUGGCAAUGAGUGCGGAAAUGGCAUUGCUGACGUGCUCUUUGGCGAUGUGAAUCCGGCCGCCAAACUCCCGCUCACUAUUCCUCGCCGACUGCAAGACAACCCAGCCGCCCUGAGUUUCCGCUCAGACAACGGCCGUUCCCUGUACGGCGAGGACAUAUACGUCGGAUACCGGUGGUACGACACCCUCGACAUCAGCCCCUUGUUCCCCUUCGGACACGGCCUGUCAUACACGACCUUCGACGUCUCCGGCCUCGAGGUGGAGAGUUCCACGAGUCAGGCAAGUGAUCACGUCAGCGGCAGCAGCAACGCCCAGGAGCAGGACAGCCUGAGCGUGCGCGUCAAGGUCGCCAACACCGGCUCCCGCGCGGGCGCGGAGGUGGUCCAGGUCUACGUGACGCCGGCGGCGCGGACGCCGCUGACGAGCUCGAACCGCGACACCAUCACCCGGCCCACCAAGGAGCUGAAGGGCUUUGCAAAGGUCGCCCUCGAGGCGGGGGCCAGCGCCACGGCAGAGGUUACGCUGGAUGUGCUGCGUGCGACUAGCUACUGGAGCGAGAUGGAGGGCUGCUGGCGGAGUGAUGCUGGCUCGUACGGCAUUCUCGUGGGGACGAGCAGCCGUGGGGAGUUCCUUGAGACGACUUUUGUCGUCGAGAAGACGAGGAGGUGGAAGGGGCUGCGGGCUUAG